Messenger RNA from Toxotes jaculatrix (banded archerfish), 2541 nucleotides. RefSeq names its product hyaluronidase 2a (gene hyal2a). Lineage: Eukaryota; Metazoa; Chordata; Actinopteri; Toxotidae. Bases 353 to 1738 code for a protein of 461 amino acids. The transcript is spliced from 4 exons. Gene Ontology annotation, biological process: hyaluronan catabolic process; carbohydrate metabolic process. The record is from RefSeq and is a predicted model, not a curated record. Gene Ontology annotation, molecular function: hyalurononglucosaminidase activity; hyaluronoglucuronidase activity.
UCCUGAAAGUGGUUUGGCACUCGGGAACAGGCGAGCUGAGACUGACAACAUCGCAGGGGGUAACUUUAGUUUCUUCACUUCGCGGACCGCAGGGAGUCCGAAAGCGCUGCUUAAGAAGAUAUUUGUCAGAAACGCAUGCCUUUGUAAAAAAAAAAAAAAAAAAAAAAGAAAAUCUCCGUCGUCAUUUUCUCACCCCAGAAGCAAUGUUCAUUUUGAAUUUGUCCAAUUUGUUUUGAGGAAACACAAAAACGCGGCUUGAAGUAGCAGGCGUCUGGUUUUUGGGAAUGCUUCCUCAGUCUGCCAGUAAAGAGCAGAGAGUGACGGUCCUUUCUGUCGAUCCACAUCUGAAGACAUGUUGCACCGGACUCUGUGUGACUGGAAAGUACUGCUGCUGAUUGCUCUGCUGUGGGACUGCCUCUGUGCUUUAGGACUGAAACCCACAAGAUGGCCACUGUAUUCCCAAAAGCCUUUGCUCCUUGCUUGGAAUGCCCCGACCGAGGACUGUGCCCCGCGGCAUGCCAUUCGUUUUCAGCUGGACCAGUUCCAGAUCGUGGCCUCGCCCAAUGAGGCCUUUGUUAGACAGAACCUCACCAUUUUCUAUAAGAACCGCUUGGGCUUAUACCCCUACUUUGAACAAGAUGAAACACCAGUAAAUGGGGGGCUGCCACAGGUGGCCAGCCUCACACAGCAUCUGGAGAAGAUGCCGAUGAAUAUUGAGAGGUAUAUACGUGAACCAGGGGCCAAGGGUCUGGCAGUUAUUGACUGGGAGGAAUGGCGCCCACUCUGGAUACGCAACUGGGAAAACAAAGAUGUUUACCGCAGACAUUCUCGAGAGUUGGUGCGCCAGAAGAACCCAACGUGGUCUCAAGAGCAGGUGACUAAGGUAGCCCUGCAGGAGUUUGAGAUGUCUGCCAGGAAGUUCAUGCUGGAGACGCUGAGGCAAGCCAAGAACCUGAGGCCCAACCAGCUGUGGGGGUUUUACCUGUUCCCUGACUGCUACAACCACGACUACAAGCGCACUCUUGAGAACUACACAGGCCGCUGUCCUGAUGUGGAGGUGGCCCGCAACGAGCAGCUGAAAUGGUUGUGGACUGAGAGCACGGCCCUCUUCCCCUCCAUCUACAUUGGCACUGUGCUGCGCUCCUCAACCUCCGGGCGGCAGUUUGUCCGGAACCGAGUGAAGGAAGGGAUGCGUUUGGCUUCAUCAGGCGAUGGGUUGGCACGUCCUGUCUUUGUGUACACCCGACCCACCUACGCUAACUCUCUGGAACUGCUGACAGAGACUGACCUUGUCUCCACCAUUGGGGAGAGCGUGGCUUUGGGAGCAGCUGGAAUUAUCCUGUGGGGAGAUGCAGCUUAUGCGAGCAGCAAAGCCAGCUGUUCCGACCUUAAUGAAUAUCUAAAGGGUCCUCUGGGUCAAUACCUCCUUAACGUCUCCACGGCAGCAGAGCUAUGCAGCCGGACCUUGUGUGGUUUUCACGGCCGCUGUCUGCGCAAAAAUCCAGACAGUGAUGUUUACUUGCAUCUGAACGCAUUCACCCACAGUGCCACUGGUCAGCUUAGCGAAGCAGAUGUGAUGAGAUUUCGAACAGACUUUCAGUGCCAGUGUUACAGCGGCUAUAAGGGAGAGGGCUGCGUUGAGACAGACCCUAUGCACCAGAGAGGGCUGGCAUCUCAAACCAUGGCAUCAGCACUGCCAUGUGUGACCUUACUGAUUAUCUCUCUGCUCCUCUGCUAAAUGCACCACAAAUACAAUAAACAUGAUGCAAAUAUACAGAUGCAUUUUAUAUGUCAACAUAUAAGAGCACAUUAGGUGACAGGUUGAGAGUUCCCGGGAGUGAGGAGUGUCGUAAUUUUUUCUUGAAUUGCUGUAAAAUAUGGAUGACUCAAAGUGAAAUUUUAUAAGAAACACUGUGGAAUUUGGAAAGUUAUAUUUGUUUAUAACUUUUAAUCUUUUUUUAAACAACAGAGGGCUCGCUGGAAAUGACCUUGUUUACAUUUUGCUCUCAGUUUCCUCUCAGUCACUGUUUCCCGAGGUGUCAGAUUCCAUGUUUCUCAUAGAGAGCACGUUUUUGGAGGAAAUGCGAUGAAUGAGUCAACGUGCGCCAGUUGCUGUGUGGUGAAAGUGGAAUUGAUGCACUUAAAUCUGGCAAUAGCACGAUAUAUUUCAAGUGCCUGAUCUUUUUCAACAUGAUCUCUCUCAUUACCUUUUUUUUUUAGAGGAAAUUAAAGUGUUACUAUUUAUUUGAAUGUAUUUUUUUUUUUUUUUUUUUGGCGUUUCAUAUAUUUUCUUUUUUGUCCAAAACUUGACUACUAGUUUUCUCUUAAAACAUUAUAUUACUCAGUUUAGGCUUAAAAUAACUGUCUGCAGCUGUUUGACUUCAUAAGCACAAACAUUGUACACACAAUAUAAAGAGCAAAUUUUCUCCUCGACACUUUGUAUGUUCCACGGUUUUACUGACAUUCUCGCCUCUGUCUUCAUGCUGUUUUCUCAAAUUUGACUUCUUGUCAGAGUAAAUAAACAUUUUUUUUGGAACAUGU